AUGGAUCUCUUGAAAAUCGAGCUCUUGCAUGUACCCAAACUUCCUACCAGUCCAUUGUUUCUCUCUCUCGAUCUCCUUUUCACCCUUUUAAUUUGGCUCAAACUAGCAAAAGGGAAACACCUCAAUUUGCCUCCAUCACCCCCAAAGCUACCUAUUAUUGGCAAUAUUCAUCAACUUGGCAAACUUCCCCACCGUUCUCUUCGAGACCUCUCAAGGAACUAUGGUUCUCUCUUGCUUCUGCAAUUGGGUUGUAAUCCAACGUUACUGGUUUCAUCAGCCGACAUGGUUAGAGAAAUUCUAAAAGACCAUGACGUUGUUUUCUCCGACAGACCAAGUUCCACUGCAACAAAUAUCUUGUUUUAUGGAUGCAGGGAUAUGGCUUUUGCAUCCUAUGGUGAGUACUGGAGACAACAAAAGAAGCUCAGUGUUGUUGAGCUUCUUAGCCACCGAAGAGUACACUCAUUUCAGUUUGUCAGAGAUGAAGAAGUUGAACUUCUUAUCAACAAAAUCCGCCGUGCUUGUCUUAAAGGAGAGUCUAUUAAUCUCUCAGAGAUGCUUAUGUUGGUUUCUAGCAACAUAGUUUCUCGUUGUGUUAUUAGUCGAAGAAUUGAAGAAGAAGAAGAAGAUGGGUGCUGCAAGUUCGGGCAGUUGGCAAAAAGUACGGUGGUUCUCCUCACAAGUUUCUGUGUAGGGGAUUUGUUUCCUUACCUGAGGUGGGUCGAUGUGCUUACGGGAUAUAUUCCACGUUUGAAAGCAUUAUUUGGAGAACUGGAUUCAUUUUUUGAUCAGAUUAUUAAGGAGCAUACAACAUUGAAAACUGAUGACCAAGUUUCCAAUAAGGACUUCAUUUCUAUAAUUAUGCAGCUCCAAAAUGAUGGCAUGCUUGAGAUUGAUCUCACUAACAUCAAAGCAAUCUUACUGGUUAUUCAACACCCUCUCCUUCCUAGGACAUGUUCGUCGCAGGGACGGAUACCACUGGAGCGACGACAGAAUGGAUGAUGGCUGAACUCCUAAAGCGUCCAAAUGUAAUGAAAAAGGUCCAAGAAGAGGUAAGGAAUGUGGUGGGAAACAAAUAUAAGGUGGAUAUGGAGGAUAUCAAUAAAAUGAAGUACUUAAAAUGUGUGCUCAAAGAAACUUUAAGACUGCAUCCGACUGUUCCUCUUCUUGUUCCUCGACAAACAUCUGCAAGUGUUGAAUUGGGUGGCUACCACAUUCCUUCCAAUAUCACCAUCUUGAUAAAUGCAUGGGCCAUUCAAAGAGAUCCCAAAUGGUGGGAAAACCCAGAAGAGUUCAUCCCAGAGAGGUUCGAGAAUAGCUCCAUUGAUUUCAAAGGUCAAGAUGUGCAGUUCAUCCCAUUUGGUUUUGGAAGGAGGAGCUAUCCUGGGAUGUCCUUUGCAGUUACUGUUACUGAGUAUGUGAUGGCUAAUCUUUUGUAUUGGUUUGACUAGAAGUUACCUGUGGGCGAAAUUGCUGAGAACUUGGACAUGACUGAACUCAAUGGCCUAACAAUCAAUAGGAAAAACCCUAUUCAUGUUGUACCUAUAUCUCAUUUCACUUUUUAGAUAUUAUAUAUUGGCUAUGGUUAAUUUGAGUCUUUUAGCUCUUUCUUUAUGGAGAAGACAAUGUUACUAUCUUUGGUUCUUGUUGUACUAAUGCAACGAAUCCUUAUCGUGUGCAAGUAAUCAAUAUAAUAAUUCAAGUGACAUUUUACAAA
Messenger RNA from Gossypium arboreum, 1714 nucleotides. Its product is annotated as cytochrome P450 71A1-like. Bases 1 to 999 code for a protein of 332 amino acids. Gene Ontology annotation, molecular function: oxidoreductase activity, acting on paired donors, with incorporation or reduction of molecular oxygen; iron ion binding; heme binding. The transcript is spliced from 2 exons. Lineage: Eukaryota; Viridiplantae; Streptophyta; Magnoliopsida; Malvales; Malvaceae. The record is from RefSeq and is a predicted model, not a curated record.